Messenger RNA from Chlorella variabilis, 2121 nucleotides. RefSeq lists its product as hypothetical. The coding region runs from base 1 to 2121 and encodes 706 amino acids. Lineage: Eukaryota; Viridiplantae; Chlorophyta; Trebouxiophyceae; Chlorellales; Chlorellaceae. Gene Ontology annotation, molecular function: ATP hydrolysis activity; ATP binding. The record is from RefSeq and is a predicted model, not a curated record. The transcript is spliced from 15 exons.
AUGGUGAGCCCACGCUGCCUCCUGGCCACCGCCAUCACCGCCACCUCCCAGCAGUCGCGCUUCCACACGGAGACGCUGGAGACUGCCAGCCAGGAUGUUGACCUGAGGGGCGUGCACCUGGCGGUGGGGGACCGCGAGCUGCUGGCCUCGGCGCACCUGCGCUUGACCGCGGGGCAGCGAUACGGCCUGCUCGGCAGGAACGGCAUCGGCAAGUCGACGCUGUUAAAGGCCGUGGGCAUGGGGCUGGUGGUGGGGUUCCCAAAAAACCUGCGCUGCCUGUACGUGGACCAGCUGGAGGGCGUGGAUCUAGAGCAGAGCGCGGUGGAGGUGGUGGUGGGCGCUGACGUGGCAGCCCAGCGUGCCCAGCGCGAUUCUGAGGCCCUCGAGGCGGCCUUGGAGGGCGGCGACGGCGCCGACGUCGCCCGCACGCUGCGCCAGCUGCAGCUGGACAGGCUGGUGGACGAGGUGGGCGAGGCGCGGCAGACGGCGGAGCGGCGCAGCGGCGAGCGCGGGCUGGCGGCACGGCAGGCGCUGGUGGCGGCCGAGGCGCGGCUGGAGGCCGCGCAGCAGGCGCUGGGGGAGCCGGUGGGGGCGCAGGAGAUGCACGGCGCGCUGGGGGUGGCGCAGGACCUGCUGAACGACCUGUUUGAGCGGCUGUCCCUGCGGGAGCCGGAGGAGGCGGAGGCGCAGGCACGAGCCAUACUCACGGGCCUGGGAUUCACGCAGGCGCAGCAGGAGGCGCCGCUGGGGCAGCUGUCGGGCGGCUGGCGCAUCCGUGUGUCGCUGGCGCAGGCCUUGUUCCUGCAGCCCGACCUGCUGCUGCUGGACGAGCCCACCAACCACCUGGACCUGCCUGGCAUCAUCUGGCUGCAGCGCUACCUGCGCAAGCUGGAGCGCACCACGCUGGUGGUGGUAUCCCACGACCGAGCCUUCCUCAACGCUGUGGCCCAGGAGAUCAUCGUCUUCCGCAAGCAGCAGCUGUCCUACUACGGCGGCAACUACGACGAGUAUGUGGCGCAGGUGGAGGAGCGCCAGCUGCACCAGCAGCGCCUGGCCGACGGCAUCGAGCGCAAGCGGGAGCACAUGGAGAAGAGCAUCCAGGAGGGUCUGAAGCAAGCGAAAAAGGCGGGGGACGACAAGAAGCUGGGCAUGGUGGCGUCCCGCAAGAAGAAGCUGGAGAACCGGAUGGGGAUGGAGAAGAAUGCGGCGGGGCACCGCCUGCGCCUCAACAAGGACAUGGUCGGCUACUUUGACGCCGCUCGGCAGCAGGCGGAUGUGGAGGAGAAGGAGGCGAACCCGCCCUGGAAGGUGCAGGAGCCCGACCCGCUGCGCCACAAGGGGCCGGUGGUGCAGCUGGAGGCGGUGUCUUGCGGCUACCGCCGCAGCCGGCCGGUGCUCAAGGGGGUGACGCUGUGCGUGGAGCAGGGGGAGCGGGUGGCGCUGGUGGGACCCAACGGGGAGGGCAAGAGUACCCUGGUCAAGACGAUGAUUGCCCAGCUGCCGGCGCUGGCGGGCACGGUGCAGACCCACAGGCGAGUGGGUGGCUGGGUGGCUGCAUCAAUCUCGGCACGCAUCGCCUACUUCCAGCAGACGCAGGUGGAGGAGAUGUGUGCGCAGCAGGAUGCCACGGCGCUCAGCUACAUGCAGGAGAAGUGGCCCGCCGCGCGGGAGCAGGAGCUGCGCAACCACCUGGGGUCGUUUGGGUGCAAGGGAGGCACCGCCACGCAGCCGCUGCGCACGCUGUCAGGCGGGCAGGCCGUGCGUGUGGCGCUGGCGGCGGCCUUCUACGGGCGCCCCCACCUGCUCAUCCUGGAUGAGCCCAGCAACCACCUGGACCUGGGCGGCGUGGAGAGCCUGGCGGAGGCGUUGCGGCAGUACGGCGGCAGCGUGCUGCUGUGGCUGGUGCAGCAGGCGGCGCAGCGCGUGUUCCUGGUGGCCGCCGGGGAGCUGAAGCUGCUGGAGGGCGGCGUGGCUGAGUAUGUGAAGACAUUGAGCGGCACGGGGAAGAAGAAGGCGGCAGCGGGAGGCGCGAAAAAGGGCGGCAGCGCCGCGGCCGCCGGCAGCAGCAGCGGCACCAAGGGCGGCGGCCAGAAGAAGCCUGGCGGGAGCCAGAAGCGGUAG